AUGUCUGAUAACAAGAACUCUUUUCAUCCGGCUCUUGCGGUGUCUAACAUCCGCAACCACAUCUCCAUCACUCUUGAAAUGGAGAAUGUUCAGUAUUCGACAUGGGCAGAACUCUUUAAAAUUACUGCACGAUCUCAUAAGGUUCUUCAUCAUAUCAUUCCUCCUACCAACAUGAAGGCCCCAACUACUGCAGAAGAAAAGGAACUAUGGUCGACCCUUGAUGCAGCGAUUCUUUCAUGGAUAUAUGCUACGAUCUCUAAUGAUCUAUUGCGCACCAUCAUCGAACCUGAUGCUACGGCCAUGGAAGCUUGGAAUAGGCUACAUGAAAUUUUCCAAGACAACAAGAACUCCCGUGUGGUAACUCUAGAAGCCGAGUUCUCCAACACUAGAAUGGAGAAUUUUCCUAAUGUUUCGGCUUAUUGCCAACGACUCAAGUCAAUUGCCGAUCAAUUGAAGAAUGUUGGUGCACCGGUGUCGGAAAGUUGUCUAGUUAUUCAAUUGGUUUCGGGACUAACCAGAGCAUAUAGGGGUGUCGGCACUUUGAUCCGACAAAGUGAUCCAUUGCCUCUCUUCUAUCAGGCCAGAUCUAUGCUAACUCUUGAAGAGGCUGGUUUUGCUAAGGAGGCUGCAACAGGAUCUGAUUCUGCCAUGAUUGCCUCAUCUCAAUCUGAAGACUCUUUUGUUACCAGGUCAAACUGGGAAAACACACAAAACUGGGGGAAACAAACUGGAAAUCGGAAAUCAGGCAAGAAAUCAGGCAAUAAUUCUGGCAGCAAUAGUGGAGGUCGGGGUCAAGGUAGUAAUGGCGGCCGUCGGUUUCCUCAGCAACAACAAUAA
This is a messenger RNA of Lactuca sativa (garden lettuce), 837 nucleotides long. RefSeq lists its product as uncharacterized. The record is from RefSeq and is a predicted model, not a curated record. NCBI's taxonomy places the organism in Eukaryota, Viridiplantae, Streptophyta, Magnoliopsida, Asterales, Asteraceae.